Messenger RNA from Ascochyta rabiei, 1233 nucleotides. RefSeq lists its product as uncharacterized. The transcript is spliced from 3 exons. The record is from RefSeq and is a predicted model, not a curated record. Lineage: Eukaryota; Fungi; Ascomycota; Dothideomycetes; Pleosporales; Didymellaceae. Bases 1 to 1233 code for a protein of 410 amino acids.
AUGACGGCUACCACUAUCCCAUACGACGUCGAGAGCGUUCGAAAACAUUUCCCAGCAUUGAACGGCGAAAGAAUCCCUCUCAACAACGCCACGGGUAGUUUAGUAUUCGAUGGGGCUGUCCAAGCUAUCGCCAACGCGAUGUCCACCUAUCAACUGGACUUUAUUGGUGGCGAUGCAGCCAGCCAGCUAGAAAUUGAUGAGCGAAAGGCAAAGUACGUGGAGCUGGCUGGUUUCAUGAACGCUGAGCCUGACGAAAUUGCUUUCGGACCCUCGACCAGUGGUCUCAUUCGCAAUCUGACCGCUUCCUUACGCCCUUUACUCAAUUCCGACUCGGAAAUGAUCGUUUCAACAUUGUGCCAUGAAUCCGGCGUUACAUCUUGGGUGGCUCUCGCGCGCUCCUUGGGCAUAGAAAUAAAGUGGUGGAGCCCGCCCGGAGGGAAAAGAAAUAACUCUGCCAAACUCAGCGUCGAGACUCUGAAGCCGCUGCUUUCCCCUAAAACUAGGCUCGUCGCUUGCGGUCAUGUAUCAAACAUCUUCGGCACUAUACAUGACAUUCGCUCGGUCGCAGACGUUGUCCACACGAUUCCCGGCGCCCUUCUCUCAGUUGAUGGAGUAGCUUGGGCGCCUCACCGGCCCAUUGACGUCAAGGCGAUGGAUGUCGACUUUUACUUCUUCAGCUGGUAUAAACUAUUUGGGCCACACUUCGCACAGAUGUACGCUCGAAGCUCCGUGCAGCAACGACACAUGACGAGCUUGAACCAUUAUCACAUAGACCCUACCCCUCUUGACGUCAAAGUCCGCCUGGGCACAAGCUGCUACGAGUUCGAGGAUGCUGUUCUUGAGAUAGUGCGGUACCUGCAGCGCAUCGGUUGGAAUCACAUCAUUGCACAUGAAGUAGUCGUCGUCAAACCGUUGCUGGACUACCUCAACUCUCACCCAGAAUGGUUCACACUUUACGGUGAAAAGUCUUCAGAUCCGGAACUUCGAGUUUCCCUCGUUUCUUUUACGGUUAAUGGAGUGUCCUCCAAGAAGGUCGUCAAGAUUAUCCACGAAACAUCUCAAUGCCGUAUCUUGGCGGGAAGUGCUUAUUCGCUCAGGCCGGUUCAUGACGUCCUAGGACUGGAUGAUGAGGGUGUGAUCCGUGUGAGCCUAGUUCAUUACAAUAACCUUCAAGACAUCCAAACCUUCGUCAAAGUUUUAGACCGCGUAGUACGGGUCCUUUUUAGAGAAUGA